AGAAACGAGAAGGGUAGUAGCAAAUAUAUAAAUGUGCAGUGAGUGAGUCCCACGCUUCAACGUCGGUGCCUGCACGACAUCGUUCCGCAUUACCUUUUCCUUCAAUUUAAGAUUCCCAUUCUCUUCUUAUGCUCUAAAUCUCAAUUCUCACUCAAAUCUAAGAUCUGACGCAAAUUGUUUAAAAAUGGAGUCUUUACACAAAUUCAAAUUCUGUGUCAUGGCUAUUUGUUUGGUGUUUCAAUCAGGGUAUGGUUUCUACCUUCCGGGUAGUUACCCUCACAAUUAUGCAAUUGGUGAUGAAUUGUCGGUGAAGGUGAAUUCUAUCACUUCAAUUGAUACUGAAAUGCCAUUUAGUUAUUAUAGUUUACCUUUUUGUAAACCUCAAGGGGGUGUUAAGGAUAGUGCUGAGAAUCUAGGUGAGCUUCUCAUGGGGGAUCGGAUCGAGAAUUCGCCUUAUAGGUUUAAGAUGUUCACUAAUGAGUCUGAGGUGUUUUUGUGCCAAGUUGAUAAAUUGUCUGAUGAUCAGUUCAAGAUCUUGAAAAAGAGGAUUGAUGAGAUGUAUCAAGUUAAUCUUAUACUUGAUAAUUUACCUGCUAUUCGUUUCACGAAGAAAGAUGAGUACUUUUUGAGAUGGACUGGGUACCCUGUUGGUAUUAAGAUUCAGGAUGUGUAUUAUUUGUUCAACCAUCUUAGGUUUAAUGUUCUUGUCCAUAAAUAUGAGGAGACCAAUGUGGCUCGUGUUAUGGGAACCGGUGAUGCGGCUGAGAUGAUUCCUCCUGUUAAGGAAGGAUCCGAGAAGCCGGGGUACAUGGUUGUUGGGUUUGAGGUUAUACCUUGUAGUAUUAUGCAUAAUGCUAAUUCUGUUAAAAACUUGAAAAUGUAUGAAAAAUACCCGUCCCCUAUUAAAUGUGAUCCAUCGACUGUGGCAAUGCCUAUUAAAGAAGGCCAACCGCUUGCGUUUACCUAUGAGGUAACGUUUGAGGAGAGUGAUAUCAAGUGGCCAUCUAGAUGGGAUGCUUACUUGAAGAUGGAGGGAGCCAAAGUCCAUUGGUUCUCGAUCCUCAAUUCGUUGAUGGUGAUCACUUUCCUUGCUGGUAUUGUUCUUGUUAUCUUCUUGAGAACUGUUAGGAGGGAUCUGGCCAGUUACGAGGAGCUUGAUAAGGAAGCUCAAGCACAGAUGAAUGAGGAGUUAUCUGGUUGGAAGCUUGUGGUGGGGGAUGUUUUCCGUGCCCCAUCAAAUCCUUCUUUGUUGUGUAUAAUGGUUGGUGAUGGAGUUCAGAUUCUUGGGAUGGCUGUCGUGACAAUAUUGUUUGCUGCACUUGGAUUCAUGUCACCGGCCUCCCGCGGAACACUUAUCACAGGUAUGCUGUUUUUCUACAUGAUACUUGGUAUUGCUGCUGGUUAUGUUUCAGUUCGACUGUGGAGAACACUCGCGUGCGGCGAUCAGAAGGGUUGGGUUUCAGUUGCAUGGAAAGCUGCCUGUUUCUUCCCCGGUAUUGCCUUCUUCAUCCUCACAAUAUUGAACUUCCUAUUAUGGGGAAGCCAAAGUACAGGAGCCAUUCCAUUUUCACUUUUUGUUAUAUUGCUUUUGCUUUGGUUCUGCAUUUCUGUCCCACUUACACUUGUUGGUGGCUACUUUGGAGCAAAGGCACCUCACCUUGAGUAUCCUGUUAGAACCAACCAAAUCCCUAGAGAAAUUCCUCAGCAGCGGUAUCCGUCGUGGCUUUUAGUUCUAGGUGCUGGCACCCUUCCCUUUGGAACCCUUUUCAUUGAGCUCUUCUUUAUCAUGUCCAGCAUUUGGAUGGGCCGUGUUUACUAUGUUUUUGGGUUUCUCUUCAUUGUUUUGAUCCUUCUUGUGGUGGUUUGUGCUGAGGUAUCCCUUGUUCUAACUUACAUGCACCUCUGUGUGGAGGAUUGGAGAUGGUGGUGGAAAUCAUUCUUUGCCUCUGGUUCUGUUGCACUGUACAUCUUUUUGUAUUCCAUAAACUAUCUUGUAUUUGAUCUCAAGAAUCUGAGUGGACCUGUUUCUGCAACUCUGUACUUGGGAUACUCACUCUUCAUGGUUCUAGCAAUCAUGUUGGUGACAGGCACAGUUGGGUUCCUCUCUUCAUUCUGGUUCGUGUAUUACUUGUUUUCUUCAGUGAAGUUGGAUUGAGGACUUUAGCUCUACAGAGAUCUGUUUCUAUCAUGAGGACCCUUUGGAAAUUUUCAAUCUAUAUGUUAUUUUAUUUCAUUUCAUUAUAUUAGGGAGCAUAGAAAAUUUUAUAGGGGAAUAAUGUUGUCCAGUUUUGCUUAUUUCAUUGUUAGAUAUAAUAUAACUGCAUUAUUAAGUUGGCAUUCUGAAGUUUAUAAUGUACUUUGGCUGUUUAAGUUGGGGAAUGCAAUUAAGAGAUUCAUGACAUUGCAUGCACUAGUCGUUUUAUCCUUGCAAUUGUUUGCUCUCUUGAAAAAUAAAAUAAAAAACAAUAUUUGAUCUUUA
Medicago truncatula (barrel medic) is the source of this 2479-nucleotide messenger RNA. RefSeq names its product transmembrane 9 superfamily member 11. Gene Ontology annotation, biological process: protein localization to membrane. The coding region runs from base 185 to 2155 and encodes 656 amino acids. The transcript is spliced from 2 exons. Gene Ontology annotation, cellular component: membrane. NCBI's taxonomy places the organism in Eukaryota, Viridiplantae, Streptophyta, Magnoliopsida, Fabales, Fabaceae. The record is from RefSeq and is a predicted model, not a curated record.